Cladophialophora yegresii CBS 114405 is the source of this 810-nucleotide messenger RNA. RefSeq lists its product as uncharacterized. The coding region runs from base 1 to 810 and encodes 269 amino acids. The record is from RefSeq and is a predicted model, not a curated record. The transcript has a single exon. Gene Ontology annotation, cellular component: nucleus. NCBI's taxonomy places the organism in Eukaryota, Fungi, Ascomycota, Eurotiomycetes, Chaetothyriales, Herpotrichiellaceae.
AUGCCGCCGCAGCCUAGCAACCCUCACAUUCAAUUCCCGUGCCCGAGCUGCUCCAGCGUGUACGGUGCUCAGAGCACCCUCGCAGGGCACAUCCGCGCGGUGCACGCCGGGCAUCGUUGGUCGUGCAAUGCCUGUCCCAAGCCGAAGCACUUCGCUGACAGGUCCAACUGGCAGCGGCACGUGAGGAGCAGUCACGGCCAAGACAGAUUCACCUGUCAUCUGUGCAAGCACGGUGACAGACGUGUUGACAACUUCAAGCGGCAUCUGGCGACGAAGCAUUUGCUCACGCCAGGCCAGAUCGUCGAUUGUGUUCGGCGGCCUAGGGUAGCAAAUGCUGCUACCAGGGUGGUGCCUGCCUCACAGGCCGAUCUUCCUGCUCCUGUCUUGCCGUCGCCGCCGGUUGUCCCGCCUGUUGCGGCAGAGUUACCUCUUGCCCAGCAGCAGGAAGGCCUGUUUUGGGACUUCUCGGCGUCCUCAGCCAACGCCAUAUCUACAUAUGGCACGGGCGCCGAGCAAGCCCAACAGGAGCUUUGGGAUCCUCUCUCUUUUGAGAUGAGCGCGUGGUCUGGCGACUUCAACCUCGAGCUUCCUGCAAGGGAGGUCGCCGACUGGCUACCCAACGGCGAGGAAAUCCCGCUGCCGUAUUCCUUCGGGGAUACGGCCGUUGAAGUCCCCUCUGCUCCUUUCAGGAGCACCGCCGCCCCCAACAGCCCAUUCACGGCUGCCGGAUCACAGGGGUACUUUACAACAUCGGUGGGGGUGUCUUCAGAUGGGGAGUGGAGUUUCGGUGCCCUCCUGGCUGGAAAUUGA